GGGGUUAAUAAAUCCUCGGCGAAAUUGCAGAAAGUUGGAAGGGGAAAAGAGCUCGGCAGCCAGAGGCCGGCGCAGUUGAGCCGAAGAAAGAGAGAAGAGAGAGAGAAGAGGGGGUGGAAACACACGCCCAGAGAGAGACAGAGAGAGAGAACGCUUUCCUGGCUGGUUGGCUUCGGUUGCGAGCCCAGCAGGAGCCAACCUCCCCUUUUCUUUCUUUCUCUCUCUCUCUUCCUCCUCCUCAAACUCCCCCUCUUUUUCUCUCUCAGCCUCUUCUUCUUCUUCUUCUCUCUCUCUGGGAAGGAGGGGCUUGCUCGUCCUCGUCGGAGCCGCGUCACUCUCACAAUCCUCCCCGGCGCUCCGACUUCUUUGGCAGGACCUUUUUUUUCCUCCUCGCAAAAAGGCGAGGUUGAAGCGAGGAAGAAAGAAGGAAGGCAAAGCGGAGGAGAGAAGGGAGAGAGGGGGCAGAGGAGAGAAGCCCCGCGUGGGGAGGGAGGGAAGGGGGGAAAGGAGGAAGGACGAAGCGGACAGGCGUCCAAGGAGUCGUGGUUGCGCGCCUCGGAGGAAAGAGAGCGGCGAAAGGGUCCCGGAGCUGCGGGUCGCUCUCCGGGGCUCGGGCGGGUCUAUGGUGCCAUGUCGUACCCUCCGGGCUACUUGUACCAGCCGUCGGCCUCCCUGGCGCUCUACUCCUGCCCGGCCUACAGCCCCGGCGUGCUCUCCGGGCCCCGCACCGAAGAGCUCGGACGCUCCUCCUCGGGCUCGGCCUUCUCGCCUUACGCCGGCUCCACCGCCUUCAGCGCCCCGUCGCCCGGCGGAUACGGAUCCCACCUCCAGUACGGAGCCGACCCCGCCGCCGCCGCCGCCGCUGCCUUCUCCUCCUACGUGGGCUCCCCCUACGACCACAGCCCGGGCAUGGCGGGCUCCUUGGGCUACCACCCCUACGCGGCCCCCUUGGGCUCCUACCCCUACGGCGACCCGGCCUACCGGAAGAACGCCACCCGCGACGCCACGGCCACGCUCAAGGCCUGGCUGAACGAGCACCGCAAGAACCCCUACCCGACCAAGGGCGAGAAGAUCAUGCUGGCCAUCAUCACCAAGAUGACCCUCACCCAGGUCUCCACCUGGUUCGCCAACGCCCGGAGGAGGCUCAAGAAGGAGAACAAGAUGACCUGGACCCCGAGGAACCGGAGCGAAGACGAGGAAGAGGAGGAGAACAUCGACUUGGAGAAGAACGACGAGGAGGAAGCCCAGAAGGUGGAGGAGAAGGGCGACCCCGAGGCCACGGAGAUCGGUUCGACGGAGCCUAAGGCUUCUUCUCUCCAAGGCCGAGACGCCGAUUUAGGCGCCUCCAGCGAUUCGGACUGCAAGGAGACGCCCGAGGAGCAGCUGCUGCUGAAGCCUGCGUCUCCUGCUCCUCCGCCGCCGCCUCCUCCUCCCGCCCGCCUCCUGCUCCACGUCCAUCACUCCCAGCUCCUGCAGCACGCGUCCCAUCAUCCCCAGGGCGAGGAGGACCCCCAUUCCGUGUACGGACCCCCUUCGGCGGCGGAGCUGGGCCCUCCUCCGCACCACAAAGCGGGCGCCACGUCGGUGAUCCAGGCGGCCGCGCCUCCUCCUCCUCCUCCGCCUCCUCCCGCGCAGGGCUCGGCGAUGAAGCCCAAGCUGUGGUCCUUGGCGGAGAUCGCCACGUCGGGGGACAAAGGCAAGGAGGGCGAGGAGUCCCCCACGCCGCGCGGGCCCGCCUCCUCCCUCCCGCGGCCCCUUUACUACCCCGCGGGGCCUUUCUACCCCGGCUACACGAACUACAGCGCCUUCGGACACCUCCACGGCAACCCUGCCUCCUCCGCGCCCUCCUCCUCCUCCUCCUCCUCCUCCUCCUCCUCGACGUCGUCUUCUUCCUCCGCCCCUCCGCCUCCCUUGAACGGAUUACACCAGACGCUCUUGAGCCGGGCGGAGGCCUUGGCCAAGGAGACCAAGCUGCUCCGGAGCCAGUCCCACUUCGACCUCAGCAAAGACUCGCCUUACGAACUGAAGAAAGGUAUGUCCCAGCUUUAAUGGGAAGCGGAAUGACAGCGGGACCCUUGGCUUCCGGCCGCAAGCACCCAGGAAAGACUUGUAGGAUGUCUUGCUUUUUUUUUGUUGUUGUUGUUUCCCCCUCCUUACAGGCAGUCCUCGAGUUGCACAAACAUCCGGCUUGCAAACGACUCCCAGUUGAGAAAGGGGUGAGACAACAGAAAGUGAGGAAGAGCUACAUUUAGGAAGGGAAAUCCUUUAAUCAAUUCUCAAUUGAAGCUUUAUCCAAUGCAAACCAAAUUCACCAAAAUCCCAUUCUCACAGGGACACAAGGCGAGGGGAAAUCUCCUGAACAGAGGCCCAGGCAGGAAAGGAAACACCACAAGGCUGUAGCCAAAGGGGGGGGGGGGGGUUAGGGGUCCCCCCCCCGAAAUUUUUCAGGUUUACUCAUGAAUUUUAACAGAUUAACCAAAUCCCCAUGAGUGUCCAUUGAAGUUUAUCUCUCUUGAGUGUCCACUGAAGUUUAUCCAUGGAGCCUGAUUUCUAAAUUAUUUUUGAACUCCAUGGAUAAACUUCAGUGAUUCGCUAAAAAAAAAAAAUUCAACCCCCCCUCCCCGAUUUUUUUCUGGCUAUGGCCCUUGUUUUACCCCUUCCUAAUGCUAUCCAAAACUAUGGAUAUGGAUAUAUAUGGAUAUGGAUAUCCAUAUAUCCUCAUCCACACACAGACAUACAAACAUAUAUCCACAUCCAUAUCCCCAUAUAUAUCCAUAUCUAUAUCCAUAUCUUCAUCCAUAUCCAUAUUCAUAUCUGCAUCUGGAUCUACAUAUAUAUAUAAAGAUGUAGAUGUACAUGUAGCUACAACUAUAUCCAUCUCUACAUCUGGAUAUGGAUAUAUAUGGAUAUAUUCAUAUUCAGAUGUAGAUAUGGAUAUAGAUGUAGCUACAUCUACAUCUACAUCUGGACAUAUAUAUGGAUAUGGAUAUAUAUGUCAUAUCUAUAUCCAUAAUCAUAUAGCUACAUCUACAUCAGGAUAUAUAGAUAUAGAUAUAUGUAGAUAUAUGGGGAUAUAUAUAUAUAUCCAUAUCCACAUAUGGAUAUGGAUAUUGAUAUAUGGAUAUGGACAUGGUUAUGAAUAUAUAUAUAUAUAUAUAUAUAUAUAUAUAUAUAUAUAUAUAUCUCCAUAAUUAUAUAUAUAUAUCCAUAUCUACACCUGAAUAUGAAUAUAUAUGUGGAUAUGGAUAAAAAUGUAUCCCUAUAUCUCUGGAGUUAACGCUUUAAAAAGUCCCUGUUCCGACUUACAUACAAAUUCCACUACUGCAGAACUUCCCCUGUUCGUAACUCGGGGACUGCCUGUACUCCCUCUUUUCCCCCCAACUUCGGGCACAUCUACGCUGAUCCAAAAAAUGUGAGAUUUAGACCCCCAUCUGCACUGCGAUAUAAUGCAACUCUGCCUCAAAGGGGCCGAGAAAGGAUCCAUUCUAUGGAGUCCAUGGAGAUGCUUCUACACUGUGGAAUGAAUCUAGUUGGAGACCAUUUUCCAACCGUGCCAUGCUGUCAGGGGGGUUGUAAUUCAAACAGGUCUUCUCGGUUUCCACAGCGUUGAGUAGGGUCAACUUGCAUUCAUUCCUGAGUGUAGAUGUGAUAAAUCCCAAAUGGGCAGCUGGGUGCAUCUACACUGUUGAAUUAAUGCAGUUUAAGACCACUUGAACCGCCAUGGAAUGCUGGGAAUCCUACUUUGAUGGGCGAUAAAACUAAAAAGACAGGCACCUUCAACACAGCUGGAUAAAAUCCCAUAUUUUCUGGAGUUAUUGUGCGUUUUCCGGGCUGUAUGGCCAUGUUCCAGAAGCAUUGUCUCCUGACGUUUCGCCCACAUCUAUGGCAGUCAUCCUCAGAGGUUGUGAGAGAGGUGUGUGUGUAUAUGUAUAUGUGUGCAUAUAAAAAUUAUUUUAUAUAUAAUAUAUGCAAUAUAUAUAUAUAUAUAUAUA
Molecule: messenger RNA, 3992 nt
Organism: Anolis carolinensis (green anole)
Lineage: Eukaryota; Metazoa; Chordata; Lepidosauria; Squamata; Anolidae
Gene: irx5
Product: iroquois homeobox 5
Exons: 3
Coding region: 631-2049 (472 amino acids)
Biological process (GO): neuron differentiation; cell development; regulation of transcription by RNA polymerase II
Cellular component (GO): nucleus
Molecular function (GO): DNA-binding transcription factor activity, RNA polymerase II-specific; RNA polymerase II cis-regulatory region sequence-specific DNA binding
Source: RefSeq, a predicted model, not a curated record